Tachysurus fulvidraco (yellow catfish) is the source of this 913-nucleotide messenger RNA. RefSeq names its product urate (5-hydroxyiso-) hydrolase b (gene urahb). Gene Ontology annotation, biological process: purine nucleobase metabolic process. Gene Ontology annotation, molecular function: hydroxyisourate hydrolase activity. The coding region runs from base 201 to 557 and encodes 118 amino acids. The record is from RefSeq and is a predicted model, not a curated record. NCBI's taxonomy places the organism in Eukaryota, Metazoa, Chordata, Actinopteri, Siluriformes, Bagridae. The transcript is spliced from 4 exons.
UGUGUCCAAAAUACACGACUGUCCUCUUUUUUCUUUAAUCAUUAAGCUAAGGAAUUGUUGUUAUUGAUUAACUAAUCAUGCUGCCAUAGGUCAGGAUAAACACACAGCCAGUUCAGUCAGAACCUCCCUCAGUUCCGAGUGAGUGGACAAGCCGAUGAGAUCAACACUGCUUCUUCUUACACAACACAGAUACAUUUGAGAUGGACAGUCCUCUUGUUACCCAUGUGCUGAACACUGCAGAUGGGGUUCCUGCAGCACGCAUGGCCCUCAGUCUGCAUCGUCUAGACACUCAGACGGUCCUCUGGAACCUUAUCACUACUGGUACCACAGACGAGAAUGGCCAAUGUCCAGACCUCAUCACCAGCAAUGAUUUCACCGUGGGGAUGUACAAAUUACGUUUUGAGUCUGGACAGUAUUGGGAAAGUUUGGGCCAGACCAGCUUUUACCCAUAUGUAGAGAUUGUCUUCACAAUAACAGACCUGGACCAGAGGUUUCAUGUGCCGCUACAUCUCAGCAGAUACACAUACAGUGUCUACAGGUGUAGCUGUAGGCAGUAGGAGGCACCUGAUUCAGCUCACCAUCUACUGUAUUUGCAAAGAACCUCAUGGGCUAAUUGGUUUCAGUCGAGUCCUGAAGUGCCAAAGCAUUUUCCAAACGUGAACAUCCUUUUUUUUUUUAUUGCCUAUGAUUUGGUGAGUUGAGUCUAGUGUAUAAACUGCUAAAACGUUUAGUGCUGCGGUUUUGAUUCCCGGAUUUUUGUGCCUCUUGUAAAAUUUCACCAAUCUGCAAGACUUUAUUACUUCUUUUCUACCUACGAUGGAUCGUCCGUAUGAUGUUAGAACAUGGCACUAUAUGAAAUUUAAAAUGCUUUAUGACUCUUACUGAAAAUAAUGAAUAAACAAACUUCUCUACA